ACUUGAUUGUCUUGGCAAGUCGACAGCUGUCAUUAUAAGGUUUUGGUGAUAGAAUACCUAGAUUGCAGUAUACAAUAAGUAAAAUAAAAUUAAUAUAAUAAACAUUUAGUUUUGUGAAUAACAUAUAUAAUUUAGAAAAAUGGCUUUCUAUGGCUGUGCAAGGCUUAGUGCGAGGCCUGUUCUUGCUAGCUUGGGGAGAUUGCCCCUCGCAUUGAACUCCGCUCACUAUGCUCAAGCAGCGGCUCUUCCAAAAGUUAAUUUCAAAAAAUACGAAGCUCCUAAACCUGAACAUUAUGACGAUAAAAAUGCUCGCCUGAAACGCCCAUUGUCUCCUCACCUUACAAUCUACGCACCACAGCUGACGAGUAUACUAUCUAUAACGCAUCGAACUGCAGGUAUUAUACUGUCUGGUUAUGCCAGCGUUUUGGGUAUCGGAGCAUUGGUACUGCCCCAUGAUGUGUCCCAUUACAUCAUGAUGAUUGAAGGUCUUAAUCUAUCUCCAGCAACUAUUUUCUUAGCCAAGUUUCUGAUAGCUGCUCCAUUUGGAUAUCAUUUUGCCAAUGGCUUAAGGCAUUUGUAUUGGGAUACUGCUAAAGGAUUGACAAUCAAGGAAGUAUACUCAACUGGGUAUGCUAUGCUUGCGACUGCCACAGCUAUUACGCUGUUCCUUGCUGCAUUGUAAAUGUUAACGAAAGUAGGGUAGUAAGAAAAAAAUUAUUUGAAUGUUAUUUAUUUGUUUUGAAUAUAAGUAUUAAACAUUAA
Papilio xuthus (Asian swallowtail) is the source of this 762-nucleotide messenger RNA. Lineage: Eukaryota; Metazoa; Arthropoda; Insecta; Lepidoptera; Papilionidae. The record is from RefSeq and is a predicted model, not a curated record.